AUGGUUGGAGUCACUCAACUGUUACUUGGCCCUGCUUGCAGUUUAUUCAAAGCGUUGCUUCUCAGUGGCUGUACAAUAUAUGCAAUGCCAGGCAUUGCAAUAGCAUCAUACUGUCUGUUUUUCUCUUGGUUGAUUUUGUCAUUACUACUGCUCAAACUAAGGGAAAAACAUAGAGGAACCAGUACCCCAGAUUCCCCUCCUAAUGUACUGCCUACCUACAAGUUUAAAUCAAAGGAAAAUGGAGGUGGAGUGCUCUUGGCCGCAGGAACCAAAAAGAAGAGCGCCAGCUUAUCUGGAGAAGAUGUGGUUUGUUGCAUUUGCUUGGGAAAUUAUGCAGACAAUGAAGAGCUGCGUGAGCUACCAUGCUGCAGCCAUUUCUUCCAUGUGGAGUGUGUGGAUAAAUGGCUGAAGAUCAAAGCACGCUGCCCUCUCUGUCAAUCUGAGCAUGUAGAGGCUGGUGGGGCUGCAACAUGA
Vitis vinifera (wine grape) is the source of this 474-nucleotide messenger RNA. RefSeq names its product probable E3 ubiquitin-protein ligase ATL44. Lineage: Eukaryota; Viridiplantae; Streptophyta; Magnoliopsida; Vitales; Vitaceae. Bases 1 to 474 code for a protein of 157 amino acids. The record is from RefSeq and is a predicted model, not a curated record. Gene Ontology annotation, molecular function: zinc ion binding. The transcript has 2 exons.